Rasamsonia emersonii CBS 393.64 is the source of this 1449-nucleotide messenger RNA. RefSeq lists its product as uncharacterized. The transcript is spliced from 5 exons. The record is from RefSeq and is a predicted model, not a curated record. The coding region runs from base 1 to 1449 and encodes 482 amino acids. NCBI's taxonomy places the organism in Eukaryota, Fungi, Ascomycota, Eurotiomycetes, Eurotiales, Trichocomaceae.
AUGAUUACAAUGGUAACACUUUUAUUCUCGCGAAUCUUUGAAUCACUUCGUCCUCCAACAGCAUUGGGACAUGGUCUUGCGAGUACGGCUUCAUCUACUCAUUUUCUCCAACAAGCUUCGGUCUCUCAGUCAUCAUACUCGGCAGUACAUCCCGAAAUAUGCCCACGAGAUCGAACUGUACGGACACUUGCUCCUCUUCUUGACGAGCAUAGAGUAAUGCACGUGCGGGGAACCCCUGCGUCAGGGAAGACCGUUCUCUCAAAUCUCUUAUGCGACUUCUUGGCUCAGACAGAAAAGGUUAUACUCAUAGCCAAGUGGGAUAAUAAAAGGUCUGCAGCACAAUUCCUGGCCGAGCAAUGUCAUGACUAUGGCUAUACUGAGGUGCGGCAGAGUGAUAUUCUCAAAAGUGACUUCAUCUUCAUCUUAGACGAAGCGCAGCAGACCUAUGUCGAUCCGGAUCUAUGGUAUAACCUAAUCAAAUCUCAGAGUCAGGGUUUGGCAGGACCACGUUUCUGCCUUUUCAGUUCUUACGGUAGUCCGACAACAGGCGCUCCUGACUACCCGGAAGCCACAACACCACCUAUCCUUCACUUUAGCCAACGAGUCUCCCUUACUAUAUCCGGUCACCCAGCUGCUCCAGACAUCUGUCUCUUCUACGAUUUACCUGAGUAUCAGGACUUCUUGGGCAGAUUUUACAAACGUUCAGAUAUUGAGUUCACACUCAAUACAGAAGUUCAAAAUUACAUAUUCUCACUCACAAACGGCCACCCUGGCAUGAUUGACUCGAUUCUAACGUAUAUCCGGAAUUUUCACCGAUCCCAUCUGAAACGCCUCAACGUAUAUGCGAUUACUCCGAAUGAGAUCCAGGAGGCCUUAGAAGAUGACCACAAACUCUUCAAUCAUCUUACAGUUUCUCCUGCUGGUAGAUCUCUACCGUCAAGGGAGAUGCAAAAAGGAGUUAUUGAUCCAAGCAUUGUCAGUGUGCUUCUUGAUAUUUUGCGGGAGGGCAGCAUCACAUUCGAUCAUAACAACCGAGGAAUCCAACUUUGUUUCCGAAAUGGGUGGGUACAUACUGAGGAGGACAAGGUCGGUCAGUUGAAUUGUGUCUUUCCUUCACCAUUACAUGCUAGUUCCCGCUCUAACAUUGGCCUAGCACUCGAGACGGCCGACGAAUCGGUCCAUCAGGCCAGCCACGACCUCCAGAAGCAGCAUUUCAAGAUGAGUUUUACAGGUGUUAUUGGUAUGAAGUUGGGCCUGGUGUUGGGAUCUGUAGCGAAUGGACAGGUACCAAACAGGGCCGUGUUGACUUUCAUAUCGUUGAACCUGGGUGGGGAAUUGAGUUACUGCGUGAUGGCGACAGAAUUACAGAUCACUGCAAACGGUUUCGUCAGAAUGGUGUAUAUUAUUCGUGGAUUCAGUGCGGCUUUCUCAAAGACCGGCUCAUAUUAG